AUGUUCAACGCCCUAAACCGAUUCAUGUCCCGUCUAGACGGCGACACCCCACAGCAACGACGCCAGCAAGAAGGAGGAUCCUACGGAUUCCAAGUCCUGCGCAACAUAAACCUCGAGCUACCCAUAGAGCCCUGGUUCGACUUCAUCGUCGGCAUCAAUGGGCGACCGAUUGAGAACCCAGACCCGACCUUGUUUGCCCAGGAGGUCCGAAACUGCGCCGGUGGGACCGUGACCUUGGGUCUUUGGAACGCAAAGGGCCAACGAACCAAGGAGCUGCAUGCGCCUGUCCCUCUCGACACGGGCUCUCUCGGUCUGUCUCUACAGUACACCCCCAUCGCCAUCGCCGCCAACAUCUGGCACGUCCUCGACGUGGCGGCCAACUCCCCCGCCGACCAGGCCGCGCUGCUCCCGUACAGCGACUACAUCCUGGGCAGCCCCGAGGGCGCCCUGCACGGGGAGGGUGCGCUCGGGGAGCUCGUGGAGGACUUCAUCAGCCGCCCACUACGGCUAUACGUCUACAACAACGAGUACAACGUGACGAGAGAGGUCACGAUCCAGCCGAGCCGGGACUGGGGCGGCGAGGGCGCCCUGGGAUGCGUCCUGGGAUACGGCGCCCUGCACCGCCUGCCCGCCCCCCUCAGCGAGCCCGUGAGCGCCCCCGGGGAGACCAUGUUCGACGGAGAGCCCAACGAGAAGGCCGGACCUGCCCUGUUCUCGCCGGUCGAGGCGGCGCCCCCAGGUGGUGGUGACUACCUGAUUCCGGCGCAGAUGGUCGAGUCCGCCCCCGUCAGCGCGCCGCCGCGUGGAGGGAAGAAGAAGGAGAAGCACGGGCACAAUGCGAACCCGCUGAUGGACGACUACUUCAAGGAGGAGGAGCAGAAGAGCCGGGAGCUGGACGGUACGCCCAAGGCUGCGACGGGCGCCCUCCCGCCGCCACCAAAGGCGGGCGGACCUCCCAAAGCUGCCGCAGCGAAGAGUGAGGACGAGAGCGAAUGA
Messenger RNA from Clonostachys rhizophaga, 996 nucleotides. NCBI's taxonomy places the organism in Eukaryota, Fungi, Ascomycota, Sordariomycetes, Hypocreales, Bionectriaceae. The record is from the annotation of a GenBank genome assembly.